AUGAAGGACCGCCAUGGCAUUCCUGAGGCCAUCUACAAGCCAUUUAAGGUUGGUGACAAGGUCUGGUUGGAGGGCAAGAAUCUCAAGUCAGUACGGCCAAAGGCGAAACUUGAUGCCAAGCGGCAUGGGCCGUUCACUAUCACAGAGGUCCUCGGCAACCCGGAGACCACCAUCAACUUCCGUCUUGAUAUUUCUAAAACUUGGAAGCAGAUUCACCCAGUCUUCCAUGCUCAACUCCUCACCCUAUACAUAGAGAUGCUAGAACACAGCCGCAACUACACGGAGGAACUGCCCGAGUUGGUCUGA
Peniophora sp. CBMAI 1063 is the source of this 306-nucleotide messenger RNA. The record is from the annotation of a GenBank genome assembly. NCBI's taxonomy places the organism in Eukaryota, Fungi, Basidiomycota, Agaricomycetes, Russulales, Peniophoraceae.